Thelazia callipaeda (thelaziosis nematode) is the source of this 2754-nucleotide messenger RNA. The record is from the annotation of a GenBank genome assembly. Lineage: Eukaryota; Metazoa; Nematoda; Chromadorea; Rhabditida; Thelaziidae.
UUGCUUUUUCAGAAUUAUAACUUCUUAAACGAUCAUCUUCAAAAUAAGCGUUUGUUCUUAACGGAUAGUGAGUCAGAAUCUGGUAACAAAGAUAAAAAAGAAGAGAAACUGCGCACUAAAAGUUUCAAAAAUGGCGACAAAAAAAAGAACCGAAAUAAUAAGGAAGAGAAAGAUGGUGGUGAGAACAAAAUGUCAGAUGAUUCAGAAAGUGAUGGAAUGAGAGAGAAGUCUGGCAGAAGAAGUACUCGAAAAAUCAUGAGCAAGGAAAAGUUGCAAAAGGAUACAAUAGAUGCUGAAUUGGCAGAAAAAGAGCGGCGUAAACGGUUGGAGGCGAAGCAGAAAGAGUUUAAUGGCAUCGAAUUAGCAGAUGGACCAGAUUUAGCGACUGCUCUAAGCUCCUCACCAGAAAUGAUAAAGAAACAACGUUUGAAAAGCGUUAUCUUAGAUCCUGAUAAAGUAGGCAAUCCUCCAUGUCCAGUAUCAGUGCAUUCAUCGUUAGUUGCUUGCUUGAAGCCGCAUCAAGCUAAGGGCAUUCAGUUUUUGUACGAUAGUUCAAUUGAGUCAUUGGAACGAUUAGAAAACGAUGGUGGUGGGGGUAUUCUUGCUCACUGUAUGGGCUUGGGUAAAACUCUACAGGUUAUUGCUUUUCUGCAUACUGUUAUGAUGCAUUCUAAGCUGCGUGAUCAUAUCAGACGUAUACUUAUUAUUGUACCAAAAAAUGUAGUAUUAAAUUGGUACAGUGAAUUUGAAAAAUGGCUCGAUAAUGAAAAUAUUGAUAAAAAUUUGGCUACAAUAAAUGUUAUGGAAUUAGAUUCUUUUAAAGAUUAUGGAUCUAGACGAAUUGCUCUACGAAAUUGGUUCCAAAGUGAAGAGCCAUCUGUCAUGAUUAUUGGUUAUGAUAUGUUUAGGAUUUUGACACAAGAUCAUGAUGAUAAGUCAACAAAGAAUAAAAGACUGGCAAAAUUCCAGCCGGAAUUUAGAAAAUUUCUACAGGAUCCUGGCCCGGACUUGAUUGUGUGUGAUGAAGCACAUAAACUGAAAAAUGAUGACUCAGCUCUUGCAAAAACAAUGUCGAAAAUUCGGACUAAGCGACGAUUGUGCUUGACUGGAACUCCCCUUCAAAAUAAUCUUAUGGAAUAUCACUGUAUGGUAAAUUUUGUAAAACCGGGUUUGCUUGGAACUAAAGCUGAAUUUGCAAACCGUUUCACAAAUAUCAUUAAUCGUGGAAGAACAAAAGAUGCGACACCAGUAGAAGUCCGUCGAAUGAAGAAGCGCUGUCAUGUUCUUUAUGAACAUCUGAAAAAUGUUGUUGACCGCAAGGAUUAUCGAGUAUUGACGGAAGCGAUCCCACCAAAGCAAGAGUACGUAAUAAAUGUUCGAUUGACCAGUCGACAAAUAGCAUUGUAUCGGCGGUAUCUUGAUGGCAUUGCUCCUGAAGGUAUUCUGUUAAGUAGACGGCUGCUUCCAGAUUAUCACGUGCUAUCACGUAUUUGGACACACCCGUAUCAGUUAAUUGCUCAUCAAAUUGAACUUGAUAAAAAGGUUAUUCAUUUCAUUGAAGAUAAUGAAAAUGAAACACCUUUUAUUUAUUUAUCUCAAUAUCUCAGAUUUUUAGAAACAUAUGUUUCUAUAGUAGCUUUAUCAUUUUGCAGAGAUGACAAUGAUGAGCCUGAAACAAGCAGCAAGCUAAAUGUACCAUCACGAAAGUCGCGUAGACUUGCUGGUCAGGACACAGAUUUGGAAGAAAAAGAAACUGUUUUGGAAUGCAAUGAGUGGUUUACAACCUCUGGUUUAGUGAGUGAAAACGAUCGAAAUGAUUUUUCACUCAGUAAUAAACUAACUCUACUGAUUGAAAUUAUCAAGAAAAGUGAGGGUAUUGGAGAUAAAUUAUUAGUUUUCUCACAAAGUAUUGAAUCUAUUGUAUUGAUCAAACGGAUGUUGCAAUAUAUGGAUGAGAAUGGUCUCUGGUUUAUCGAUGGUCAUGAAGCAAUGAAAGCUGCUAACGAAACGUGGUCCUGGAAAGAAGGCUGUGACUUCAUGGUGAUUGAUGGACAGGUACAAAGUAGCAAGCGGCAUGAAAUACAGACAAAGUUUAAUGAUCCUAACAAUUUACGUGCUCGUUUGAUGCUGAUUUCGACGCGUGCUGGUUCACUAGGAACUAAUAUGGUUGCUGCAAAUCGGGUUGUUAUUUUCGAUGCAUGCUGGAAUCCUUCUCAUGAUACACAGUCAUUAUUUCGAGUUUACAGAUUUGGACAGACAAAACCGGUUUACAUCUACAGGCUUAUUGCUCAGGGGACAAUGGAGGAGCGAAUUUAUAAGCGGCAAGUGACAAAAGAAUCAACAUCUAUGCGUGUCGUUGAUGAAGCGCAAAUCGAACGUCACUUUGCUGGUCAUGACUUAUUGGAGCUCUAUAAGUUUGAUCCAGAGGAAUUGAACCAUUCGGAUGUUCUCACAAAAAGGCCAUUAAUGGCUCCACCAAAAGAUCGUUUACUUGCUGAUAUAAUUUUGUCCCAUAAGGAUGCUAUUGUAAACUAUAUUCAGCAUGAUUCAUUGUUCAAAAAUCUAGAAGAAGAGAAACUGACGGAUCAGGAGUGUAAAGAAGCUUGGGAAGAUUACGAGCGGGAGAAAAUUAAUCCUAAUAAAGGGUCAUAUAGCAGCUUAAUGCAGCAAGCACAAAUAGGAACAUAUGCAUUUAUUGGACAAGGUUGGACAAUUUCCAAUAUCAUUUGGAAUAAAUAUCUGGCACCUUUUUAA